This is a messenger RNA of Ambispora leptoticha, 224 nucleotides long. The record is from the annotation of a GenBank genome assembly. Lineage: Eukaryota; Fungi; Glomeromycota; Glomeromycetes; Archaeosporales; Ambisporaceae.
AUGUCAGAACGCAAAUCCUUGUUGGUAAAAGUCGAUAAGUGGUUUAAAAAGGAGAAAAACAAAAUUUCAGGUGUUAAAAACCCAUACCCAUCUGAAACUAAGGAGUCUCAAACUAGUAAGUCGAAAAAUAACGAAUCUGAAACCCUAACGCCCGAUCUCGUUACUGGUAAAAUGUCGAACAUCUAUGCAGAGAUUGCUCGCCUCAAACUCAAUACAGAGCAAAA